Penicillium nucicola is the source of this 708-nucleotide messenger RNA. RefSeq lists its product as uncharacterized. NCBI's taxonomy places the organism in Eukaryota, Fungi, Ascomycota, Eurotiomycetes, Eurotiales, Aspergillaceae. The transcript has a single exon. Bases 1 to 708 code for a protein of 235 amino acids. The record is from RefSeq and is a predicted model, not a curated record.
AUGGCUCCAAUCUACUCUCUGUGGGAACCAAAGGGGGAAGAACUGGUCAAAUGGCUAACCAAUGCCAGUGAGCCAGGAUGUCCCAUCCCGAGGACCACGGUCACUUGGGCAGAUUUAGAAACGGAUCAAUAUUUCGCCUACAGCAAGAGACAAUGUCUCGGGCCUCACCAGCGUAGCCUGGCGGCCGAGCUUGGUCUUCCUGUUGAGGGAGAUAUAGAGAACCAGGAAUCUGUCUAUCGGUAUGUUUCGUUCGUGUCCAACCAACUCGAAUCCGCUAUGUGGGUCGGGAAAGUUGGACCAGGAAUGAUGAUUAUCGAUGUGAUAAUGAGGGAUUUAGGGUCGAGCGUGCCGUGGAUUUCAGAGCUGACCAAAGCGCUCUAUGAGAGGUUUUUCCCUCUUAGUGGGCUGCGGUGUGUUCUGAUAACCGAUGUUCAGAACGUGGACACCGUGAAGUGUGUGAGGAAGAUUUGCGAGACCCAUGAGCUGGAGCAUCCGCGAACUGUGAUGGACGACGCCGAGUGGCCUGAGGGGAUUUGGACGUUUCCUUCCCCGGAGUUCCACGCCUUGUUGGGUUCCCGACUUGGUAAGGUUGUCGCCUAUUUCAUUCUAGGUGCGUAUGGCCAAGGUGUUAAGCGGGUCAGCCGAAUCACAUUCUUUCACGAUGGAGCGACUGAACUUAACUUGCGGUUUGAUAUUGAGGAUGUUUGA